This is a messenger RNA of Rhodofomes roseus, 1868 nucleotides long. RefSeq lists its product as uncharacterized. The transcript has 4 exons. The record is from RefSeq and is a predicted model, not a curated record. NCBI's taxonomy places the organism in Eukaryota, Fungi, Basidiomycota, Agaricomycetes, Polyporales, Fomitopsidaceae. Bases 266 to 1540 code for a protein of 424 amino acids.
GAAGGUGCAGCUGGUCUGAUAGCGAAGCCGCUCUCCGCGAACGCAGAUCAGGUCUACGAAGCUACCGGGUAUGGAUAUAUAUGACAGCGCCAUGUGCACCCAUACAGACGCAGAAAAGCACUCAAGAAGACCUCAAGCCUCUUUCUCCGCCGGAUCCAACCCUCUCCGUGGGUACACCUACAGUUGAGGCUGUACGAAGAGUGUCAUCCAGACGCACGAUCCACGUCGUUUCUCUCUGUGAUUGCAUGCCAAUCUCCAGCCCAACAUGCCCAAUACAUGUGCGAAAUGCAAAGGCCCUGCGAUGCGCAGAUGCAGUGGCUGUACCGCAUCCGAGUCCCCUGCUUGGUACUGCACACCGCAGUGUCAGAAGACUCACUGGCCCGAGCACCGCUACGAAUGCGGCCCAACGCGCGAAUUGACGACCGCUGACCACCUGGUCCGCGCUGUUCACCGAGGACGCAUGCCCGACGACACCGCUACCGUGUUCCAGUAUGGCCUAGCCGCCGCAUGGACGAAGUCGGCCGCAAUCCUCUUCGAGGUGUACGUCAGCGUCAUCCGCGACCUCGGAGUCUCAGCGAAGAAGAUGCACCAGUGGCGUCUGUCUGGUCCACGCCGACUGCACAGCGAGCUCGUGAAACGGCUCGAACUGCAUCCGGGCGAACGGCAACGAUUCCUCCAUACCUGGCUUGCGCAGAAGCCUUGGAUCUUCGAACGCCUCAGCAGCGAUCGCGAGCCGACUACGAUGUUGGCUGGCAUACCUCCCGAGCUCAUUCGCCAAUAUGCAUCGCCUGCCCUUCGCUACGCGGGACUUCCCGAGUGGUAUACCGCCGAUGACAUCAGGAAUUCUGGCAUGCCAGACUUCUGGUAUUAUUGUUUCUGCCUCUACGUUGUGCUGCUUCCACCGCACCUUCAACGUGUGCCUGGAAACCUAUUCGACUGGGUCUGUUUCGGGUUCUGCACCUGCUACGACGACGAGGCAGAGAUGCGGUUAUGUGAUCUCUAUGGCGAGCUCCUGGAUCGCUGCUCCUUCGAUGAAUUCUACGCCGCCACUAGAACCGCUUCCCUGGCCUCCUUGUUCAACAAGCACGGUCUAGGGGCAGGGAUGCGAUCAUUCCCGAAUUUGGAGGACAUGCUCCGCACAUCUCCCGUGUCAUACCGCAUUGUCUACCUCCUCAAACAAUACGUGCUCUGGGAGAACGUCAAAUUGUACGACCAUGUGGCCAGGACCUUUGGCUUCGCAUACUGCCGCGGCGAGAGAGAGAUGACUGAGCUCAAGGGCUUGUACAGACGGCUGUUCGUCGAGAAACGCGUCGAUCCACUGGUCUUACAUCAGGCGGCUGCGAAGGGGAGGCUCUACGAAGUAGCCGACGAAUCCUGCGGUUUCAGAGGUGCCGAGAAGGCGCUCUUCCGCAGGUUGUUGAAGGAAGGGUGUCCGAGAUUCGUCCCUGAGGAUGAGCUUUACGGUUACUACUAUGGCACGAGCAAGCCGGAAAUCGACCUACUCGACCUCAUCAAUGGGACGGCCUCGAUAAUUUUGUGACGAAGGUGUAACGAAUCGCCAACUCUCCUGCGUCUUGAUCACGUUCGACCUGUACAAAAUAAUGGCUAGGUAUAUCAAUGUCUUGCGUCUGGGGUCCGAAGCACCGGGAGUGGUAUGGGGAUGCAGGAGGCUGAGAUGGUGGUACUAAAAUCGUAGCGCUGCGCGACUCGUACAUCAACAACCGAUCCCGUACUCAGUUGAAACACUUGUCCUCGUAUACAAGUGACUGGACUUGAACUUUGUCUCUCGUAAUAUUGCGAGAUGCGUGGGCAGCGUGUAUAUGGCCAGGAAUGGGGCUGGGGCCGUUGGGCAUGAAUUGAACUUUGAU